Messenger RNA from Pelobates fuscus (common spadefoot toad), 2794 nucleotides. RefSeq lists its product as uncharacterized. Gene Ontology annotation, cellular component: Golgi apparatus. Bases 391 to 1713 code for a protein of 440 amino acids. The transcript has 10 exons. Gene Ontology annotation, molecular function: protein binding. NCBI's taxonomy places the organism in Eukaryota, Metazoa, Chordata, Amphibia, Anura, Pelobatidae. The record is from RefSeq and is a predicted model, not a curated record.
GGAGUUCCAGCGAGCGGUGGAGACUCGGGUCAGCUAAAAAUCGCGUCACAGGGGAUGCAGUUUAUUUUUGGCCAUUUAUUGAGCGUCGUGACACCUUCUAACGUUACAUAUAGAGACGUACGCCUGAAUAUAGCCCGCAGACGGCAGAGGCACUCGCUGCUUGGUUUAACUCCAGCAUUGCUGGUGGAAAUUAGGAUUUGACUAGACUAACAUUCUUAUCUGACACCAGGAGGUUUCUGUGUGAGAUAAUCCACCUUGAUUGUAAUAAAAUGUUUUUCUGUAUGUGACUCGUGGACACGUGUGCCUGUAGGAGCAGCUAAUGGAAUUUCUUAUCAGCCCCAGAAGUAAGCAUGGCAUUGUGUGAGAUUUGGGGGAUGUGCCACCACAGCAAUGCACGCACAAGUGGACACAUUGGACGGACCAGCUAGCAUGAAAAAAGAAAGUGGAGAUUGUGUGUUGGAGCCCCUACUACAAAGGGGAAACGCUCCAUGUGAUCGCUUUAAACACGCAUGCGUUUCGUACAAUGGAUACGUUUAUAUCCACGGUGGCCGACGGGACUGCACCUUGGGAGACUUUUGGAGAUACAGUAUAAGUCUGGACCAAUGGGAGCAGCUGCCGUGUUUGCUGGGAGCGCCUGAUAGGCUGGAGGGGCAUUCUAUGGUGGCGUAUGAUGGUGUCCUCUAUGUGUUUGGGGGAAUGAUUGACUCGGGAUCAAACAGAGAGAUGAUCCCGCUGUGGAUGUUUGACGUUGAUUCCAGGAAGUGGUUUACUGGGAAUACAGUGGAAACAAAGGAUAUUAAGCCAAGGAACAGAAAGGGGCACAGUGCAGUGAUCUAUCAGUCCUGUAUGUACAUUUAUGGUGGCUAUUUUGAUAUCAGUGGAGCCAUUGAAGAAUUUUGGGCGUUUUAUUUUGAUGCAAAAAAAUGGUCCAUUCUAAGUACCCGCCGACAGGGUUUGAGUCCUGGGCCGCGCCACGGACACUCUUGCGUUACUCAUAACGCUGCCAUGUACCUGUUUGGGGGACUAAAGCACAUGACGGAGCAGAACGAUUUUUGGAGGUUUGAUUUCCGGAGGCACAACUGGACCAGCAUUAAAACCAGCUCUGGGCCCCCUAAACUAAUAGGACACAAUUCCAUAAUCCAUCAAGGCUGCUUGUGGGUAAUUGGGGGAGGAUUACCGUACCGCAGCCCCACCAGCAACUUGUGGAAAUACAAUUUCAACUCUCGGACGUGGAAGAAAGUGUCAGCCGGGAAAGAGAACAGCCAGCAUGCAAAAAUGUAUCACUCGGUUAUAGGAGUGGACUCCAAAUUGAAUCCAGAUCUGCCAGAAUCCCGAGGUGCACUAUUUAAUGUCCAUGACAAUUUUUGUGAAGAGCUAAAGCCAUAUUCUUUUUUUCAAAAAAGAGGCCUGAAUAAAGUGGCAAGUAUUUCAACCGGAGACCUUUUAGAACUGGACAAUAUGAACGCUUACCCCCCGCCACCAGUGCUUUGUGCCUGCCCUUUUUCCAGCAGCGAACAUACGGAUGAACGGCGUUUGCUUGCCAGCUACGAGAAUGAAACUUUUGUAUGGGAAAUCGAAGAGAAGGAUGCAGAUUUACACAGCACUAACACGCUGGACAAACAGGAUGAAAUUAAGGCUGUCUGCCUGAUCUUCGGUGGAAAGCCUCUCUUGUCGUCUUCCACCAUUUCUGUAUGGCAGCUUAAAUUGGACUAAUGCUGCAAUGAAUAGAACAGCUGAUAUGAUAUAAUCUUUAGUAUGUUUUACAAGCCUUUCUAUUUUUAGGAAGUUUACCUCGAAGUCUAAAAGUUGGAUUUAUUUGGAACGAGGUUACUGCCAGUUUACCUCCGUUUCCACCAGUCACUCCCAGCUGUUUAUAGCUUUCUGUCACUCCUGGCUGGCGGCUGCGCACUCUUUGGUGACUUUCUAUCACUGCUGGCUGCACACUUUUUGGUAGUUUUUCUCUCUCUCGGCUGCCGAGUGCAUACUGGUUUUGUGAUCACUCCGGCCGCUAGUUGUGCACUAUUUACUUUCUAUGACUUUUCGAGGUGCUAUACCAUCUGAAAAUGCGUAACAUUUCUGAUACAUGUAACCAAUCUCAGGUGUAAUCACAGCUUGUGACAUGUUGUGGCAGCACUAGAAAACCUUCGGUAUUACGUGAAUACAGCCCUUUGCAGACACUCAUUGCCAUAAGUUACUACCUGAGAAUUUAUUUUAUUUUAUUUUAAAUAUGGUAUGUUGUGAAAUUAUACCAGCUUUUUGUAACUGCAAUGAAAUAGCCCAAAAUGAAUUCAAUUCUUAAACAGCAUUUUAUUACAGAAACCCAGCACAAGCACUUACUCAUAGAGCUCCCUCUAAUAAAGGAUAACAAUUCUAUCUAGCUACAGGAGAAUUAUGUACGUCAAUAGAAAUUCGAUUUUAUUUAACAAUUCAGAAUUGCUGGAGACUCGAAACACGAUCCCAGAGAUUGUUGGUCCCUGAAAUAACGUAUUUUACGGAGACACCUAAUGAAUGGACUUUAUUCUCCUGUUUUAUACUACGCUUCAUCUUCUGCAAGUUUAGUAAGAUUUCUGUAAUUUGAAGAAUACUCAAUUAGCAUAUUAUGAUCAACAAUAGGCUCACUACAAUAAAAAGGGACGUUUCCCCUUUAAGUAAAUCCAGUGUACGCUUUUAUAGUAUUAUACAUUUUGUUAUACUGAAAGUUUAUAUGUAUUUUUAACAAUUCUGUACGUAUAUUGGUUUUCAUAAAGUUGCAAAUAUAUAUUUAUUUGUACAAUAGUUUUAUUACAUUUUAUGU